Anopheles stephensi (Asian malaria mosquito) is the source of this 1561-nucleotide messenger RNA. RefSeq lists its product as uncharacterized. The transcript has 3 exons. Lineage: Eukaryota; Metazoa; Arthropoda; Insecta; Diptera; Culicidae. The coding region runs from base 397 to 813 and encodes 138 amino acids. The record is from RefSeq and is a predicted model, not a curated record.
ACACGGUACAGAGAAAGGAUAACCGAGGGAGAAAAAAAAACCCCCCGCCUGGUGUGUGGUAAAUGACGUGUGGUGGUGGGAAUGUCUAAUGAAACCCGCUGGGAUACGAUGGGCUUGUGGAUUAUGUGGCGGAGCGAAGAAGUUUCAUUUGCACUGGUUACGGUACGUGUGGUCACGUCGGGAUGAUUGCCACCGGGUGGACGUGAUGGUGAUGUAAUUGAUGUGAUAAGGUCAACCCUUGAUCAACCCUUGGAAGGUGGGAAGAUGGAUGCACUUACGCAUCUGCAACCGAGAGUACGAGCGGAUGCUUAUUUGCCGUGUGCACAGAUGUGUCGCCGGAAUCUUCGUGGAAGUAACAACGUGCACAACCCAAAAAAAAACGAGUAGGGCCUAACAAUGUCGCGAUGUAAAUUGGGCAAAGCUGUGUCCUUUCCAACACCGACCCGCCACGAGUGGUCCAAGACGUAUUUGGCACGUCCGAAGGACCAUCUCAUUGCCCAUCCGGACAGUCUUCUGAAGCAACCGUUUCGUCCAUCGUACGAUAAGGACGGUGAUCCAACCAUGGACUGUUUGCUCGAGUGGUCGUACGCACGCAUUUGGCAGGCCGAAGCUCAAACCUUUCGCUACAAUCGUACGCUUACCGGAAGCCGGGAAAAGUCAGCCAAGAAGAAAUAUCCCGUCCAAACCGCCGAUCGUAAGCCAAAAACGUCCGACCUGCCCAAGGAACGCUUCACCAUGAAACGGUUCCAGAACGUGUCGGCAAAGGUUGAUACGGGCCGGGCAGUCCCAUUGCGCCCAUUACGUACCUGCUGAAGCGGCUGCCAUCACCACUACACCUGCACCUUUUAUAAAGCUUAUUAUUACCACUCGAAAUCACAACUUUACCCACGUGCCCUUAAAACAACGUGCAUCGCUGUGAAAAUGGCCCGAACGAAAUUCUCUCUCCCUCUCUCUCUCUCUCUCUCAAAAUUGUUCUAACCGCUCCCGAAAAUCCGCUCCAAUUCCAUCUCCAGUAAACACAUGUGCGUUUCGAUCAAAUAAGUGUGAGUGAAACACCACCAGUAGCAGCAGCUGUCAAAAUGUCCUUCAGUCAACACAAACACGUUUUACGCUCGGCCGCCCAAUGUGUUCGAAAAGGAAGGAAAGCGCGUGUGGGAAAAUAAAGGGCAAACGAAAAAAAAAAGCGAAAACGAGCAGAGAAAAACACUUCCUUCCUCAAAUAAGGGGUUUUGUCUCGCAGUUCUCGAGUUUUGUGUUUUGUGUGCAUAUAUAUAACCUUUUGUCAGCAUGGCUAUCCUGUAGGAAAGGUUUUGUUUGCUUUUAAGUUCCCGUUUUUUAUGGCAGUGUUUUUGCGUGGUGUAGCUGACCAACCAUUCACAAGGGACCUGAGCGUGGCUGUGGGCUGUGCAACAAAAUUCAGCAUCCAUCAGCAGCAGCAGCAACACGAUUUUGAUUACGUACCAAUUUUGUGGCCUCCUCCAACCGUCGUACACCGCCGUCCCCAACGGGGUUGCAUUUGCGUCACCAGCUUCCGGAUGGCAAAGUUACGCAGCAUCUUCAA